AUGGCCUUAAGUGUCCCCGGAGCGUUCUGCCGCGCUCGCCGGUUCGCGGCGCUUGGCCGCGCGCCUGGACCCGUGGGCGGGGACCCGGGCGCCCUGGAGCAGCCGGCCUUGGUUGCCGAGGCGGUUUCGUCGUUGACCAUUGCCGAUGCGUUCAUAGCCGCUGGCGACAGCCCAGCGCCGCCCGCGUCGCCCGGCGCACUCCCCAGGCAGUUCAUCUGCUCCUUCCCGGACUGCAGCGCCAGUUACAACAAGGCCUGGAAGCUAGACGCGCACUUGUGCAAGCACACGGGGGAGAGACCAUUUGCUUGUGACUAUGAAGGCUGUGGCAAGGCCUUUGUCAGGGACUACCAUCUGAGUCGCCACAUCCUGAUUCAUACUGGAGAAAAACCAUUUGUUUGUACAGCUAAUGGUUGUGAUCAGAAAUUCAACACAAAAUCAAACUUGAAGAAACAUUUUGAACACAAACAUGAAAAUCAGCAAAAACAGUAUGUUUGUAAUUUCGAAGGUUGCAAGAAGGCCUUUAAAAAACAUCAGCAGCUGAAAGUUCAUCAGUGCGAACAUACCAAUGAGCCUCCAUUCAGGUGUCCCCAGGAAGGAUGUGGGAAGCACUUUGCCUCACCCAGUAGCCUGAAACGACAUGGAAAGGUCCACGAGGGCUAUAUAUGUCAAAAGGGAUGUUCCUUUAUGGCAAAAACAUGGACAGAACUUUUAAAACACAUGAGAGAAACCCACAAAGAGGAAAUAUCAUGUGAAGUAUGCCAGAAAACAUUUAAACGCAAAGAUUACCUGAAGCAGCACAUGAAAACUCAUGCCCCAGAACGGCAUAUGUGUCGAUGCCCAAGAGAAGGCUGUGGUAGGACCUACACAACUGUGUUUAAUCUCCAGAGCCAUAUUCUCUCUUUCCAUGAGGAACAGCGCCCGUUUGUGUGUGAACACUCUGGCUGUGGCAAAACAUUUGCAAUGAAACAAAGCCUCAUGAGGCAUGCUGUUGUGCAUGAUCCUGACAAGAAGAAAAUGAAGCUUAAAGUAAAACCAUCUCGUGAAAAACGGAGUUUGGCCUCUCGACUCAGUGGCUACAUCCCUCCCAAAAGGAAACAAGAGCAAGACGCAUCUUUGCCUAAAAGCGGAGGGUUGGGGAGCUGCGUGGAAAACAAGGUGCUCUCCACAGUCGCAGUACUUACCCUCCACUAGGCAACUACUGGACCUUGUUGAAGGACUAACAACUGAAUUUUUACUUGCUCAGAAGCCUGUUUUUCUUUAUUAAAAUCACUGAUGCAGAACAUUUGA
Molecule: messenger RNA, 1287 nt
Organism: Marmota flaviventris (yellow-bellied marmot)
Lineage: Eukaryota; Metazoa; Chordata; Mammalia; Rodentia; Sciuridae
Source: RefSeq, a predicted model, not a curated record